This is a messenger RNA of Camarhynchus parvulus, 3666 nucleotides long. It is a transcript of the gene TERF1, whose product is annotated as telomeric repeat binding factor 1. The record is from RefSeq and is a predicted model, not a curated record. Gene Ontology annotation, molecular function: protein homodimerization activity; telomeric repeat DNA binding. Gene Ontology annotation, cellular component: chromosome, telomeric region; nucleus. Gene Ontology annotation, biological process: telomere maintenance. Bases 19 to 1128 code for a protein of 369 amino acids. The transcript has 10 exons. NCBI's taxonomy places the organism in Eukaryota, Metazoa, Chordata, Aves, Passeriformes, Thraupidae.
UUAGCGCGCGGUUUGAAGAUGGCGACGGUGGCUCAGGACGCGCCGGGAGCGGCGGACGGCGGCGGCAGCAGCUCCGUGAGCAGCUCCGUCGUUUCGGCCCCGCCGGCGGCCCUGGAGGCCGUGGCCGCAGAGUGGAUGCUGGAGUUCGCCUGCUCCUGCCUGUGCCGGCACUUCGCGGAGCAGAGCGGGGCGGAGUUCUGGCGGUGGAGGGACGUUGCGCAGGCUCUUAUUAGUGGCCUCUCCCAGAUACCUCCACAUCAGAAGAAAACAGUAUAUCUCUGCCAGCUUUUGAUAAGAAUUGCACAAGGAAAAAGCCUUGGGUUACAGUUUGAAAAUGAUCAAAGAAUUUCACCUUUGGAAUCUGCUCUAUCUUUCUGGACUUUACUUGAAAGGGAAGAAAUUAAACUGGAAAAACUUCAUGAAGAAAUUCGUCGCUUGAUUCAAAUUCAGAUUGUAGCAGUCCAUAUGGAAAACAGAUACUUCAAGGAAGCUGCUGAAGUUCUUGAAAGGCUAUUCACAGACUCUGAAUCAGAUAAGCCUUUAAGGGUGAAGCUGGCAACCGUAAUUAAAACCAAGGAUCCAUAUGUUCCUCUUCUCCAAAGCUUCAGUUACAGUCUUUUGAUAAGUAAAAUCAAGUCUUACAUUGAACUUUUCAUGAAAGAAAAUGAAACUAACUUCUUAAUACAGGAAGCCACAAAACAUGUGGUGUCUAAAGGGUUGGGAGCAACAGCAUCGCUGAACAGACCUGUGGAAGUCAAUGAAAAUGGCAAAAGUCAUUUGGAAACAAAACAAAGAUUGGGGAAAGAGAAACAGUAUAUCACAAGUCAGUCAUCUGGAGUCAUAAAAAAACCCAUAGCAAGGAGACGUUCAGGACAGAAGCCCAAAGAGAGCAGAGUUCUUCAGAGUCUUAACAGCAUGCAAAAUGUGGGACAAAAUGAAGUUUCUUUGGCAUAUAGCCGAAAAAGACAGAAAUGGACUCCGAAAGAAGACUUGGAGCUGAAAUCAGGAGUAAGGGAGUUUGGAGUGGGUAACUGGGCUAAAAUUUUAGCCCAUGGUAACUUCAACAACCGAACAAGUGUCAUGCUGAAAGACCGGUGGAGAACAUUGAGCAAGAUCAAGCAAAGUUGAUUUGGACUACAGGAACCAACUCUUCUUGACCUUUCCCUACAUAAGGACCUACUCUAGCUUUUCAGAGUAACAUCUUAUUUUAGUCACAGAGUGUCCAGCAGUACUGCUGUCAUAAAACAUGAAACAGAAUAGUAGUAGGUUUAAAACAUUUGUGUAAGCUCACCUACUCUGGUAAUGAUGACUUAAAUGUAAAGUCUGGCCUUUUUUGCUACAUGCAAUAACGGAUAACCUAGAUUCUGAAAUGUGAAAAAGUUUGCAGUGAUUUAAGAAAUGUCUGUUAUGUAAACAGGGGUAUUAGAUCUGACUGGUAACAUCUUUAGUUUGAUGGAGGCUAAUAAAAAGUAAAGUGUUCUGUAUUUUUAAAGGGCUAUAUCUCUUUUUAGAUUGACCUUUUCAUAAUUUUACUUCCUGCCAUAUAACCCAUUCUAAUUUUUUUUGCUUCACUUUUACAGAAAUGUCAAGUCUGACCUAAAUUUCAGUUUUACCAAAAAGUAUGUAUGCAUUAGUAUUGCUAAUUUUCUGAUAUGAUGGUUUGUUGGGUUUUUUCUGCAGUUAAAAAGCGUAAAUUCAUAUAAUGUUGUAUUUUUAAGUAACAAAGGGACUGGUUAGUUUUUUACAUGGAAAGGAACCCUGUUAUAGUAGCACUUAGCAUUUCUUGGUUAGCUUGUGCCACCUACCUUGUCUUGAUCAGUGCCUUCUUCCAGACCAGCAGGAAAGGGAAAGCCCAAAAACACAUGGCCAAAGUGGGGCUCAGUAAUGAGUCUACACUGUCAGUGACAGCAAAGAUACACUUUAAUGGAGGUCACUAUCGAGGUCUCUGCUGGCCACUGCAACUCUCCUGCUAAUGGGAGACUGGAACAGAUGAAUGAUGGCACUAGCCUGUAUCCCUGGAUUCAGAUCAUUUGGAAGAGAUUUCCACAAUCUCAGAAAACUCAUGCUUUCCAGUGUCAUACUGGUGUGAAUCUAGUGACCUGAACUAACGUAAUACAGCAUUCUUUUAAAAGCGAAAGCCCCUGAAUUCAGAUGUUUUCUGUACCUUUUUUUCUUGGCUAAGGUUUUUAUUUUCCAAGAACCUUAUAAGAACCAGCACCUGUCUGAAUUGGUGCUUGUUAAAACCAAGCUCUCUGAGAUAAUUUUCCCCAUUAAAAAGGAAAACAUAUAGUUAUGAAAUCUGAAGUGUUCAGAAAGCAUUAAAAUAAUCUCUGCUUUCUGUUCUGGAGGCUUGCUUUCAUUACAAUAAAAUAGUAAAAUGCAGUUCAAAGGUUUGUUUCAAAACACACUCUUAUUGUGGACAGAACCUCAAGCAGAUCUCCUUCCUCAUUCUUGCUGAGACUCUAUGGCUUCUUCCAGGAAGUCUUUAUGUUGCAUGGAAGUCUUUUAUGCUGCCUGUCUUAACAGGAAAUUUUCCCCACCUGCAUAGCAGUCUUGCCUGUGCUCAGAUGUUGCAGGUUCUUAUGUUAAUCAUUGUAGAUGAGCAUUUUUAACUAGUAAUAACUAAGUUUUUUACUCUUAGCCAAUUUUUUUAGUCUUUGUCACAAAGUCUUGUCUAAGUUCAUCUGCCAGAAAAGUUACACUGUGUAUUACUGACAUGAAAUUCUGAGGAGACCAAUUCCUUAACAAUGCUGACUAGGUCUAUAUCUUCAUGAAAGCUGAACGUUAAAACUGCAGUGUAGAGGAAGAAUACUUACACAAUUAUAGUGUAAAAAAUUAUCUAGAUGAUACUGGAGAGGAACAAAGUACCUAAACUGAAAUCAGUUUUAGCUUUGAAAAACUUCAUUUUUAUUCACCCUUGCUCUUAAAUGUUGACAGUAACUAGUCUGAGACUUGAAAAUAUUUGGUUGGCUCACUACUGAGUAGGAGCAUUGCCUGGAGACAGGGCUAUGGCCAGUAAAUAUGGAGAACUUAAGGAAAGCAACUACUAUGGUUAGAAACAUUAGCUCUUUAAUUACAAAAGAGAAACAUGGUAACAUGCUUCUAGUGUUUUAAUACAGAGAUCAGUCUUCGCAUUUUUUAUUAAGGCAAAGAGAGUUUCUUGAAACGAUUCUGCCAAAGUCCUGACUCAUUUAAAAUUUGUUAAGGCUCCAGAAAAUGCAGCAGAAAUAUAUAGGUUUCUUGGCAUUGGUGUUAAUUUUCUUAGUCUUUUUGUUGCAAUUUUAAAGGCCUUUUAAACUUUUAUGUAAAAAUAAAACUAUGCACCAGGGGACAGGAACAGUGGUCCAGCUGCCGGAUCUUCUUCCAGGUUCCUUGGCAAUGAGAGUUGCCAAUUGCUUCCCAGUGUAAGAUGUAAUCUCUGAAAUGAGAAUAAAUAUAAAAUUAGAGGAGUAAAGCUGUGUAUUUAGUGUUACUGGAUUGUGUUGUAUAAAAUGUCAGAAGAUUUAAUCACGUAAGACUUUAUUAAACGCAUCUAGCUCUUAAAAUGCUUUCUGGAGUGAACAUUAUAUUCCUAAGUGCAAUAUCCACGAUGGUGGGUUGAGCAGCUGGUUGUACAGGUAUUAAGUAGUAUGCAUAUUAAUAAAUGUAUGGAUCAAAUAAAAAUCA